Molecule: messenger RNA, 440 nt
Organism: Gracilinanus agilis (Agile Gracile Mouse Opossum)
Lineage: Eukaryota; Metazoa; Chordata; Mammalia; Didelphimorphia; Didelphidae
Gene: RPL35A
Product: ribosomal protein L35a
Exons: 5
Coding region: 62-394 (110 amino acids)
Biological process (GO): cytoplasmic translation; ribosomal large subunit biogenesis
Cellular component (GO): ribosome; cytosolic large ribosomal subunit
Molecular function (GO): structural constituent of ribosome
Source: RefSeq, a predicted model, not a curated record
CUUUUUCCGCCAUCUUGUGGCUCUGGAGGCCUGCUAGAAACAGGACUUCUAGAACAGCAAAAUGUCUGGAAGGCUCUGGUCUAAGGCAAUUUUUGCUGGCUACAAGCGAGGCCUACGAAACCAGAGAGAACACACAGCUCUUCUCAAAAUUGAAGGAGUCUAUGCCCGAGAUGAAACUGAAUUCUACUUAGGCAAGAGAUGUGCCUAUGUGUACAAAGCAAAAAACAACACAGUAACUCCUGGUGGGAAACCCAACAGAACAAGAGUGAUUUGGGGGAAAGUUACUCGGGCUCAUGGAAAUAGUGGGAUGGUUCGAGCUAAGUUCAGAAGCAAUCUUCCUGCCAAGGCCAUUGGACAUAGGAUCCGAGUGAUGCUCUAUCCCUCAAGGAUCUAGAAUAUGAAAAUUGACUAAAUAAAAUUUCACAUUUUUUGCAAAUGUA